CUCCUUUAGGCAGCUGAAGGGGGAUUCAGGCCCGGGAGAUCCGAGUCCAUCCGCGGCGGGGAGAGGGCUAGCGGGGCCGCUGGGGCCCGGAGCAGGGGCGGCGGCGCUCGCACUGUCCCCUCCGCCCCGUAUUGAGGCGCUGGGAGGGGCGGGGCGGCCAGAAAGCCAUGGUGAAAGCGGGGCCGUGAGGGGGGCGGAGCCGGCAGCCGGACCCGCAGUAGCGGCAGCGGCGGCGCCGCCUCCCCGAGCUCAGACCCAGGAAGCGGCCGGGAGGGCAGGAGCGAGCCGGGCCCGCCGCCGCCGCCGCCGCCGCCGCCGCCAUGGAGCUCAGGGUCGGGAACAGGUACCGGCUGGGCCGCAAGAUCGGCAGCGGCUCCUUCGGAGACAUCUAUCUCGGUACGGACAUUGCUGCAGGAGAAGAAGUUGCCAUCAAGCUUGAAUGUGUCAAAACCAAACACCCUCAGCUCCACAUAGAGAGCAAAAUCUACAAAAUGAUGCAGGGAGGAGUGGGCAUCCCCACCAUCCGGUGGUGUGGGGCGGAGGGGGACUACAACGUCAUGGUGAUGGAGCUGUUGGGACCAAGCCUGGAAGACCUCUUCAACUUUUGCUCGAGGAAAUUCAGUCUCAAAACUGUCCUGCUACUUGCUGACCAAAUGAUUAGUCGUAUUGAAUACAUUCAUUCAAAGAACUUCAUCCACCGAGAUGUGAAGCCAGAUAACUUUCUUAUGGGACUGGGAAAGAAGGGCAACCUGGUCUACAUUAUAGACUUUGGGCUGGCCAAGAAGUACCGGGAUGCCAGGACCCACCAGCACAUCCCCUACCGUGAGAACAAGAACCUCACAGGGACGGCGCGGUACGCCUCCAUCAACACGCAUCUUGGCAUCGAACAAUCUCGAAGGGAUGACCUGGAGUCACUGGGUUAUGUGCUCAUGUACUUCAACCUGGGCUCUCUGCCCUGGCAGGGGCUGAAGGCUGCCACCAAGAGACAGAAGUACGAGAGGAUUAGUGAGAAGAAGAUGUCUACUCCCAUUGAAGUGUUAUGUAAAGGCUACCCUUCUGAGUUUGCCACGUACCUGAAUUUCUGCCGUUCCUUGCGUUUUGAUGAUAAACCUGACUACUCGUACCUGAGACAGCUAUUCAGGAACCUUUUCCAUCGCCAGGGUUUCUCCUAUGACUAUGUGUUCGACUGGAACAUGCUCAAGUUUGGUGCCAGCCGGGCAGCUGACGAUGCUGAGCGGGAACGUCGGGACCGAGAGGAGCGAUUGAGACACUCACGAAAUCCAGCCACCCGUGGCCUCCCUUCCACAGCCUCAGGCCGGCUGAGAGGGACACAAGAAGUGGCUCCUCCCACACCCCUCACCCCUACCUCACACACUGCUAACACCUCUCCUCGGCCUGUGUCGGGCAUGGAAAGAGAGCGGAAAGUGAGUAUGCGCCUGCACCGCGGCGCCCCUGUGAACAUCUCCUCGUCGGAUCUCACGGGCCGACAAGAUACCUCCCGCAUGUCCACCUCACAGAAUAGCAUUCCUUUCGAACACCACGGCAAGUAGCUGCACGUCUCCCCGUUGGAAGGCAGCACUGGAUUCCUGGUCGGGUGGCUCCCAGUGGUCUUCAGUCUGUCGUGCACCGAUGAGAACGCUCCUUUCUGCUCUGAAGGGCACACACAAUGCAUGGCUGAUCUCCUCUUACAAUGGCUUUCCUAGUGACACGCCCCCGGUCUAGAACCGAAACGCUAACACCGGGAGCUCUCCAGGCCACCCCCCAGUGAUGCCCGGGGGGAAACAAAAGACAAACUAGACCGACAGACUCCCAGCGCUGCUGUCGCCAGGGGCCACCCCUGAGCCCCCGCCGUGAGUGAACUCGGGUCUGACGGGGCUGGGAAGAAAAGCAGAGUGAGAGACAAUCGCAGAGAGAAUCAGACUCCCAUCCGCGGGCCUUUCAGUUCUCCCUCCAGUGGUGGUACGCCCUGCUCCCUGACGAGUCUACUGUAACUACCGAUCUUCUACUUGGUUAAGACAGUUUUGUAUCAUUUUGCUAAAAAUUAUUGGCUUAAAUCUGUGUAAAGAAAUCUGUCUUUUUAUUGUUUCUUUCUUGUCUUUUUGCGGUCUUAAAAAGACGUUGACUUUAAAGAGUCCUGAAACAGAGAUGCUGCCGUGGAGUUCGUGUAGAGUGGAGUGAGACGGGGCGUGGACCACAACGCGGAUCUCAGUGAUCUGUGCUUGGUGUCUUUGUUGUGUUGUGCGGUCUGCUGUGCAGAGGGAAUUUUCUCAUCAGAAAUUAUCACAUGUAUCCGUGUAUGUAAGUAACGUGUGUGUGCUGUGUGUCUUGUGACCUCAUUAACCUAGUUUUGGCUGUCACUCUCCCUUCCCCACCGUAAACUAAAAUGCCUGCACAACACGGACCCACUAGGAUUCUUGGAAUCGUCAGAGCAGUUAGCAAGGGCACGGCGGGUGCUUCCCGGCAGAGCAGCACUGCCACCUCAUCUUCCCAGACGUGGCAAGAAGGAGGCCGAGCACUGAAGACCACGGAAGUCGAUGCUUUGUGUGUGUGUCACUGAGCCCUCAGGAGAGGGUUGCCAACCAGGAGACAUCGGACCCCUCCCUGGGGUCGUGUGUGGUGGUUUUGGUGGUGGUCGUUGCCUCAAUGCCUUUGAAUUUGAGAAUUUUCUAAACAGACUGUAAAUAUCACCCAUGCAGAUUGACCCCUAGUCUGUGUUAACAUCUGUGUGCUCAAAACCAGGGACGUGGCCGGCCGCCCCAGGUGCCGGGUUUGCCCAGAAAGGCCAGCGGGGCCAAGGGAAUCCACUCUGAAGUGCGAAGAAGUGGGGGACUUGCAUGACCUGAUCAUCCAGCAGGGUGUGGUGUCAUGCACUCUCAUGACCUUGGUUGGGACAAAGUGAACCCCAGAGGUCAAGAAGUGGGGUGGCGCUGAGUCUUGCCACAAAGAUCCUGAGGUGGCCAGGCUCCUGGGGGUUUUCCUGAGAUGCUCUUCACUCCUCCCUUCACCCUUGUCUUGUAACAGAGGCACCAGGUGGUGGUAGCAGCCAGUAGAAAGGAGUCCCCCAUCUCGGGAAAUGAGGUGCAGUAUAUAUUCAUAGAUACUUUCAUGUUUCUUCUUUCACCCCACUGCAGAGUGUUCUGUUUGAAAACUGGGGCGCUCAUAGGAAGGUAGGGACCUAAAAGGUAUUGGCAUCUGUAAGUUCCCUUCCCACCCCCAAAGUCCCCUGGUACAGGAGUGGUGUGCGUUGAUAGUGCAGAGUGUGGCUGUCUGCUGUUUUCUGUAUCCUGAGUGGGCUAUUGUGUAAGUGUUUUGGGGUGUGGGGACUUGGCCAGGUGGGGCUGUGUCUCUGGAGUGCACAAGGAGCUUGGGUGGGUCAGAGCGAGUUUGGGGCUUUCAUUGUGGCCCCAUGCUACCUUCAGAGGUCGGCUUCCCCAUCUUGGUGAGGUGUUAGCAGCUGCAGCCCCCCCAUGUAGUGUCAGAGAUGAGACCGGGCAGCCUUCCCACAUUCUGCUUCCAGAUUUCGGCGUGAAAUUGCCGGAUUCCAUUUGGAAGGUGGGCUCUGAUCUUGAGUCCUCAGCGGUGUGCUUGUGGACGGUUGUUGUCCUCCCAGAAAUGUAGUGGAAUAUCUGUAUCAACCUGUGUAUCGGUGGCCAGUCUCUAAACUACGCGUUUGUGUGAACACUGUGUGUGUGUACUUGACCACCGUGUAAAUAAUAAAUUCAUGAUGACUUCUACCUUU
This is a messenger RNA of Equus quagga, 3739 nucleotides long. It is a transcript of the gene CSNK1D, whose product is annotated as casein kinase 1 delta. Lineage: Eukaryota; Metazoa; Chordata; Mammalia; Perissodactyla; Equidae. Gene Ontology annotation, cellular component: spindle microtubule; cytoplasm; nucleus. The coding region runs from base 321 to 1550 and encodes 409 amino acids. Gene Ontology annotation, biological process: positive regulation of proteasomal ubiquitin-dependent protein catabolic process; positive regulation of canonical Wnt signaling pathway; endocytosis. The transcript has 10 exons. Gene Ontology annotation, molecular function: protein serine/threonine kinase activity; ATP binding. The record is from RefSeq and is a predicted model, not a curated record.